This is a messenger RNA of Apodemus sylvaticus (European woodmouse), 2628 nucleotides long. It is a transcript of the gene Tnip3, whose product is annotated as TNFAIP3 interacting protein 3. Gene Ontology annotation, biological process: cellular response to lipopolysaccharide; regulation of transcription by RNA polymerase II. Lineage: Eukaryota; Metazoa; Chordata; Mammalia; Rodentia; Muridae. The transcript has 11 exons. The record is from RefSeq and is a predicted model, not a curated record. The coding region runs from base 63 to 869 and encodes 268 amino acids.
AGGACUCUGUGUUACACCCCGCCGUGCCCUACCUAGAUCUGAGAGGAGCGUUCAUACAGAGCAUGAUUCCACGUCGGCACCUGACCCUUGAGAAACAUGACGAGACACUGGUAACGAUCACCCACCAGUGCGAAGAUUAUGAAAGGUGUGAGAGCAUGGAGCUUGAUGACAAAAUCCGGGAUCUGAUAGCAGGUAGCCCAGAGGCCACAGCCUGCCACAGGAAUGUCCAUUCUCCAAAGGACAUGGCUGGACUGAGUGCGACUGGAACUUACAUGGAGAACAAUGAGUGUGUUCCACCAAGAAGAAAGGAUUUGACAAAUUCUCUUGAACUAAAGAUAAAGCACUUAGAAAAACAGAGACAAGAGCUCCUGGAGGUCAAUCAACAGUGGGACCAGCAAUUCCGAAAUAUGAAAGAGUUAUAUGAAAGAAAGGUCCUGGAGCUGAAAAAUAAACUGGCGGCCACAGAAAAUACUCACCCCCUAGAGAAGGAACAGAAACAAAGUGUAACAGAGGGCGACAGGCAGGAGCUCGAGAAGGAGAAGGACAGCCUAAGGAAAGAAUUACAAGCACUGAAGAAGGAGAAUAAGCUGUUGAAGGAAAACAACGCUCUGGCCAAUAGGAAGAAAGAGCAUUAUGUCUGUGAAAUCAAACGCCUCAACAAGGUUCUUCAGGAAGCCUUGACAAUUGGGAGCUGUUCGCUUGCCGAGGACUCAGGGAAGGAUAAAGGCAGGUGCAGCCACGCCAGGAGAACAGAGUCAGAACGUCACAAUCAGCAGCCAUCCUAUCAGUGGAAUGCUCUAAACCAGCUUCCUCCACAUGUUCACCACAAGGCACAUGGUUUCUCCUCAGAAAGGAACUUCAACCUGUAGAAUUACGUUAGCAGAGAAGGUCAGAGGGCCAUGAGCUCUCUGACUGCUUUGCUUCUUCAGGACAGCUGUGGACGUUCUCCUUUGAGAUCUGCUCCCAGUUACCUUCUCUGCGGUCCUCAUAGGGGGAACCUCAUAGUGACCCCAGUCAGAACCACUGGGACACAGUAGAACAGGACCACUGGGACACUGUAGAACUCUACGGACAAAUCGAGGUUCUCUCCUCAAAGGACUCAGGGCAGCUGAUUACACGCUCCUCCUCACAGCUUUCGCCAACUAACUACUGAUGGGUUUUUGGAAGAUGCCUCCAGGAUUUUCGUGACUCCAGCUCUGGUGCUGUGACAUUAUAUACUCUUUAGAAUGUACGGAUCUUAAGCCAAUCACAUCUUAUAAUUCCAUAGAAAGUUGCUGCAGGAGGAUUGCAAUGAUUUCAAGGCCAGCCUGAGUCACAACAAAACGCCACCCAAGCCAAUUCUGCAUAUCAAAAAAAAAUUAAUAAUACACCAUGUAGUCGCUGGGAGAAAACGUUUUCCAUGAUGGCUAAGUUGUUUCUUAAGUGGUUUGACAGUUGGACUAAGUGAUAUGUUCAUUAUUACUGAACUUGAAACUACAUGAAUUUUAAUAGACAAUGAAAAGCCCUACAGACUCCCCUGACUGAAAGAGUGAGUCAAACGAAAUAAAAUGACAAACAUGGAACUGUUCUUCCAGUGAACCAUUUUUAUGAUUGUCAGAAGUUAUGAGCCUCUUUCUUCUUUAGGUAACAUGCAUUAUGAAAGGGUACUGUCCUGACAGGAUGGGGACAGUUACCUUCUAUCUAUAUGUAGGCAGCAAGGAUUUCCAAAUACAGGCAUUGCCGUUCUGUCUCUUUGCCAGCUUAUGAAUUUGAGCAAUGGUUGAAGAAACUCGACUAUGACUUUUGAACUAAUUAACUUAAAAAUAACACAUAUGCACAUUUUAUUGCAGUUGAAUUACAAAGUGACCUAGCAGAUUUCUUAAAAAGUCAGCAGUUUUAAAAACAUUAAGUGCAUCUUCUUCUCUAAGAUUUUGCUAGUGUCAACUCAAGUUCCUGUUUGUAAGAAUGAAUGUUCAUGACAAGAGUGUGAGAACUGCAAAUAUCUAACACUUCUAGAUGAACUUAAAUAGAACCAGGAACAUCCAGGGCAUGUGCAAAGAAAACUACCGGAUCUAUCUAGCUUCGCUUCCAAAAUUAUGCAGCUUGUCUAACUCGAACUAUUUUUGUUUUAAUUUGUGGGUACACGCUGCAUAAUGAGAAGGUAAAAAUGUGCCAGGAAACUGAGCAUUUCCCCUUUGGUCUUUAUCUAUGCUGUAACUUAACCCUUAAGAGAAGCAGAAUGACCCUGUCACAUUAGCUCUCAAGACCUUUGUUUAUGCAGCUAUUCAUCAGAAAGAUAAGCCAUUCUUGGGUAUCAUUUCAAGUCAGAAAAACAACUGUCAGCUCUAUAAAGACAUUCUGCAUAUUGGAUGUUUCCAUUUCUUCAGAUUGUUAACAAAAUCAUUGUAAUGUCUGUUACUCCUGCUGAAUUAAGUUUAUGAAAGAAGAUGUGCUUAUAGAAUUUUUUUAAAUGUACACACAGAUAAACACUCUUCACAUGUCAGUAACUAAUGUCUGCAGCAAAAAUACAUGGUUUAACUAUUCAAUCUGACCCUAUACUAUUAACGAGGUACCAAACACUGGCAAGAAUGCAUAAAUGUUAACCUACGUGGAGAAUAGUCUGUUGAUAAGAACUAAUUUCAUUUUUCA